Messenger RNA from Ooceraea biroi (clonal raider ant), 597 nucleotides. RefSeq lists its product as uncharacterized. The record is from RefSeq and is a predicted model, not a curated record. Lineage: Eukaryota; Metazoa; Arthropoda; Insecta; Hymenoptera; Formicidae. Gene Ontology annotation, molecular function: catalytic activity.
AUGGCGGCGGACCUGGGCCUGUGUUUAUUAAACACAGGCUCCGGGAGCACCUGUGUGCACUGGCAGGGGGAGUCCAUUGUGGAUCUCACGUGGGCUUCCCCCUCCCUAGUGCGUGUGGUGCGGGGGUGGGAAGUGGUGCGGGGGGAAACCUUGUCGGAUCACCGGCAUAUUUGGUUCUCCCUUGCACUCCUCGGUCGAUCACCCCUCCGCUGCCGCGGGGGGCAACGUGCUCCGGCGCGGCGAUGGGUUCUCGGGAGGUUGUGCGAGGACACACUAGUCGCGGCGCUUAAAGCGACCACGUGGGGCGAGCAACCACCCCGGACGGUGGUCGAGGAGGCCGACUGGUUCGGGCGCAUUCUCGCGGACGCGUGCGACGCGUCCAUGCCCCGAGCGGGUCAGCCUGACUGGCGGGCUGCCUACUGGUGGUGCGACGUGAUCGACGAGUUGCGACGUUGCUUCGUCAGGGCAAGGCAACAGUUCCAGCGAGCCCGUCGCCGGGGGGUCGCACACGCGAAACUCGAGGAACGGUACCGGGAGUGGAGGGCGGCCCUCUACUCCCUUCGCGCCGCGAUUGGGAAGUCUAAGGCCAAGACCUGA